This is a messenger RNA of Gigantopelta aegis, 1263 nucleotides long. Its product is annotated as zinc finger protein 862-like. The record is from RefSeq and is a predicted model, not a curated record. Bases 1 to 1263 code for a protein of 420 amino acids. NCBI's taxonomy places the organism in Eukaryota, Metazoa, Mollusca, Gastropoda, Neomphalida, Peltospiridae. The transcript has a single exon.
AUGGUAAUGGAACAACUGCUGGAAGGUAAAGUGGUCAGCAGUGCAAAUGCAGCUGCCAGAUAUUCCCUACUUGUAGAUGACAUGACAGACAUAACAUCCAAAGAACAGAUGAUAGCAUUUAUACAAGCUUUCUCCAAGGACACUAAUGAGGUUUUUACUGAUUUCCUCUUCAUUGAGGAUGUGCAUGAAAAAGGUGACAGUAUUUCGGCAAAUGCUGCAACACUUUUCAAAGUGAUUUGUGAGAAAUUGGACGAACUUGAACUACCAACUGCCAACCUAGCUGCAUUAGUUACUGAUGGUGCAUCAGUUAUGACAGGGCAGAUAUCUGGUCUGGCCACAAGGUUGAAGGAAGUUAUACCUCACCUAAUUACAUUUCACUGUGUGUGCCACAAACUUGCUCUUUCAUGUGGUGACACAGACGAUUGCAGUGAGUAUAUUUCAGUUGUGACCAAAUAUCUUACAGAACUCUGGAAGCUGUUUACCUAUAGCAAUAAGCGGACGGCUAUCUUUGUGAAAACACAACUUUUCAUACAACAGUUGGAUCUGCAGAAGAAUCAAAAGACGAAGGUGGCAAAGAAGUUGAAGAAGGCAUGCAAGACUCGCUGGCUUUCUACUGAAGAUUCUGUCAGGUCAGCGCUGGAGAAUUACCCUGCCAUCAUUCAAUCAUUGCUUGCUGUCAAGAACGAGAGUCCAACAGCUGCAGGACUACUAGGGUUCAUGAACACUGCCAAAUUCCUUUCCUGCCUGCAUGUUCUGGGAUGUGUACUGCCAAUUCUAGCUGCUGUGAGCAGAACAUUCCAGAAAUCUCAUGUCAUGUUGAGCGAGAUUCAAAGUGUUGUAAAGAAAGCUAAAGAUGACCUGGAGGCUCUUGUAGAGAAUGAUGAAUCUGUGGCAAAGCUUUGUGAGCAUGUAGAAGAUCUGGCAAUUCUUGACUUCUCUGUUAAGGAACAGGACAUUGAGUUCUGCAGCAACUUGCUGAAAAUAUACACUGACAAUCUUCAAGUGAACCUUGACAACCGUUUUGUAGAUGCACCCAUUGUGCAUAGUAUGUACAUGAUAUUUGAUGUCACUGCUGUGCCAAAGGUCAGGCAAGAUUUUUCUCAGUAUGGUGCAGGCCAUAUCCAAGCCAUUGCUGACCAUUUUUACCCUGACGAUGAUGAUACCAAACAAAGACUGGCGGCAGAGUGGAGCUGCUUUAAGUACACAAUGAGGGAAUGGCAGCAAGAUCUUCCUCCAUCAGCCAAACAGAAUCCAAUUAACUGA